Trichobilharzia regenti is the source of this 171-nucleotide messenger RNA. NCBI's taxonomy places the organism in Eukaryota, Metazoa, Platyhelminthes, Trematoda, Strigeidida, Schistosomatidae. The record is from the annotation of a GenBank genome assembly.
GGACUGGAAUCCAUUGUCUUUGAACCAUUCGGUGGGACAACUUCAGUUUCAUUAGUCUCAGAUGGUGCAGAAUGUGUAGCGAUAAGUAAAAAAUUUUUUAUUGAACAUUGUCCAACAAACUUUAUGAAUUGGUUAAGAUCUAAGGUAAGUAAGCAUAUUCAUGGAAAUUAA